AUGUUAGAAUCUUCGAAUAAGAAGAUAAAGGUCACUGAAACUUUGCCCGACGACCUGGUGGACCACAUCAUGUCGGUAUGUCUACCAAUUCAAUCUGUUUUACAAAAUCGUUCUGUAUCCAAAAAGUUCAAAGCCACAGAGAUUCGGUCCCGAGAUCUUGAUUUCAGCAAAAUCUACUCUGUAAGAUGCAGUCAACUAAGCGCUGUAAGCAUCAUCGAAAGCGUUUUUAAUCAGUACAAAGGCUCGGAGAUUAAUCGAUUUGUUCUACUUCUCAAUCACAUCGGUGUGGAAGACAAGGUACUCUCAUGGGUCAAUACAUGUCUUGGUAAAAACAUUCAAGAGCUUGUGUUGGAUUUCUCUAAAUCAAAUACAGUUUUCGAGAUCCCGGUUGAUUUCUCGGCCAUCGAGACGCUAACAGUCUUGAAGCUAGGAUGGUGUAAGUUCAAAAUACCGGAUAAUUCUCCAAAGGGUUUAAAGUUAUUGAAGAUACUUGUGCUAACGAAAAUUGAUAGAGUGACAAAAGAGAUGAUAGAUGCAAUAUUCACCAACUGCAUCCACCUCGAGACGUUUGAGCUAAUCAAAUGUCAAAUGUAUGGGAUAUUGAGCAUCAACGCUAGAAACCAUAAGAAGUUUAGGUUGCUAGUCGUUGAUUAUAUGCGGAAUCUCUUGGACAUUAAGUUGGAUUCACCUACUCUCGAAUGCUUCAAGUAUUAUGGAUAUGUCAGGAAGGUUGACUUUUCAAGAGUCUAUGCAGUUAAAGAAGCAGAAUUCCAUUAUAAGCGGAGUUACGAUUGGCAUUUUUACGACCCAUCUGAUAUGGUGCUGGCUAAUAUGAGAGCCUAUACAAGAGUUCAGUUCCUUGCAACGACAAACAUCUUUCUUGAGGCUUUCACGUAUAGAUACAUAGACGGAAACAUGAGAAAACCGACUUUCUGUUUUGGGAACUUACAAGAAUUUCAGAUAUGUUUUAAAGCUCCAUCAAUUUGCAAUCUUUUUGUCAUUGCUGGAUUCCUCAAUCAGUGCCCUAACCUCAAAAAGGUUUUGAUCGAUAUUAAGAAUUUCUCAUUUGAACCUGGUAUGUUUUGGAAGAUUCAUUAUACAGCUAUUCAGAAGAGGAACUGCCAGUUUAAAUCUAUCAGGGAAGUCGAGGUCAACGGCCAUAAAAGCCUUUGGCAUGAGUUUGAUAUAGUGGUGUUCGUUGUCAGGCACACAAGAUCUCUAGAGAAGUUAUAG
Molecule: messenger RNA, 1233 nt
Organism: Eutrema salsugineum
Lineage: Eukaryota; Viridiplantae; Streptophyta; Magnoliopsida; Brassicales; Brassicaceae
Product: FBD-associated F-box protein At1g61320
Exons: 3
Coding region: 1-1233 (410 amino acids)
Source: RefSeq, a predicted model, not a curated record